CCUCAAGGUUGAGCCACGGACUGCAUUUAAGGGAGUAAUACUCCUUAACUAUCAUCGGGAGUCAUUACAAGACCUCGAUCUUCGAUCUAAAGACUAUUUUGAGUGUAUUUUAAUGUUGUGGUAGCAGUGUCAUUGCAGCCGACUCGGAUGUGGAAUCCCCAAAUUAUCGAGGAUUUUCCGUACGUCUGACCACCCUUGUGUUGUGUUUCCGUGUACGCUGUGGUCACAGAACGAUUGUUAUCGUUUAUUUAGAACGCAUGGGGUUUGUUUAGUUUCUGUGUAGUUCGCGUUUCAUGAUAUUAUGGCUGGGAUUUUGAACAAAGACCCGUUCACUUACCAGCAAGAACAAAAUGACUUUCUGAAGGAACUCAAACAAUUCCACUGCAAUCGAGGAACCCCAAUAACAAGAAUUCCUCGAAUAGGUGGGAAAGAAGUCGACCUGUAUUUGCUCUACCGACGAGUGAUCGGCUUCGGUGGAUGGCGAAAGGUUAAUGAUGAAGAUUUGUGGGAACAGAUCCAGGGAGACUUCCACAUACCCAAAUGCUGCAGUAAUGGAACCCAAGCCAUUAAACAAAUCUACAUCAGACAUCUGGACAAAUAUGAGAAGGUACAUUUCCAUGGACAAGACCCAGACAGCAAGUAUGUGGAGGAUGAAGGCGAUACUCCAGCCCGUAAAAAGAUCUGCCUGCCUAUUUAUGGUAUCCCUAGCUCGUACAACUACAGCCAACACAGGGUACCAGAAACUCUUCGCCAAUCACAUGGGUUUUCAACAGAUUACGUCAAAAUUAGUGAUUAUGAAAAAUUGGAAAAAGCACUUAUGUCGGGCCUUCCAAACGAGGUUGACUUUGUCAUCAAUGUGUGUACUCUAUUAUCCAAUGAGGGCAAACAUGUGUUACGAUUGAAAAAAUCCCGCCAUCUUCUCAACCUUCUAAUGGCUCAUAUAGGCAUAUUUGUACCAGGGAGCGAAACUUUAGAAGAUGUGUAUGAAUCCAACUGGACAAAAUAUUUGCAUAGAGAUUUUAUACAUUUUUGGUAUGAUACAGUCAAAGAUUCAGAAGCUAAGAAAUUGAUUAUAACCUCACGGAAUUAUAAUAGAAAAUCCUUAAUAGGUGAAGAGAUACUAAAUCUGGGUCGUGACAUGGGCAGACAUGACUUGGAGGGACAAAGAGUGCUACAGCUGGCUGUCAUUCUGAGAAAUUUAUCUUUUGAGGAAGAAAAUGCCACUUUUAUGUCUUCAAAUGAUCUAGUCUUCAGAUUUCUGAUGUUAUGUAUACACAGUAGCUAUGGAUGUUUGCGACCGUUGGCACUGGAUACUCUCGGGAAUCUGGCAGAAAAGAUGGUGCUGAUCCCAGACAAGGAACAAACAGACAUGGUGCUAAAUCUGAUCUGUAGAUGUUUGUCUGCUGAGGAUAAGCUGGAUGUUGUCAGAGGUCUGGAGAUCUUGAGUAAAUUGUGUAUGAAAGAUGAAAACGAUGUGAUACUGGAAGAGCGCCUGGAUGAUCGUAUCUAUGAGGAUGUGAUUCGCCUUCUGGGAGUGUAUGACAUCCAGAUCAUUGUUCAUAGUCUGGAAGCUCUAUACCAAUUAUCUGAGAUCGGUGAACACUCCGCUACCAAGAUUGCUGCUGUCAAAAGAGCUGUUGAUUUCUUGGUGACGCUGCUGACAAUAGAAGCACAAGCAUAUGGACCCAAUUCCUUAGUGGGAAUCAAGGUUGUGGAAUACUGUCCCCCUCCCCAACCUUCGGGGGAUCAGCCUGCCCCAGCCAAUUCACAACCCAUGCUUCCUUCACAAAAAAAUGCUCCUCAAGGUGCAGCAUUGAAACAAAAUGUACCAGCUACCUGUGAUGUCGAGUCGACAACAUGCAAUUGGUUACAAAGUGCAUUUGAAGUAAAAGACAGCGGUGAUUCCCUGUCACAACUUCAUCUCUACGCAGAAUAUAUCACCUUCUCCAAGAAGUACACUCUGCCACAGCUCUUACCAGCCCAGGCUUUCCUCAACUGUGUUAAAAUUGUGUUCCCAAAGAUUGAGAUGGUAACAGUUGGUAAGGAGGAUGGAUCACAGGAGAUUGUGUACAAAGGUCUUGUCAAGAAACUCAAUCCUCCACCAUUUGCUGUUCACUGUUCAGUUAAACCUCGUAGUAGUGUUGUGCACCCAUCAGCCUUUCCUUCGACAGCAUCUAAUCCAUACGCAACUGUUGACCUAACUCAAACUCCGACUCUCAGACAGCGUCUCAUGGAACCUCCCAGGUUAUCUCCCUUACAAGCCUCUCCAUCCCUUCUUCCUGUAGGUGGUGCACCAACAGCGGGGAAGAACAGUGCAAUAUCAUCGUCCACAUCUAUGUUGUUGUCAUCCAAAAUACAAGCUAAUCAACAAGCCACACCACCUGUACAGCAGAGAACGCCUACCAGGCCUUCUCAACAAUUGAAACAGAUCCAACCAGCUCCUUCUCCUCAUCAGUCACCAUCAAUAACAGUUACUAGUAAUCACUCAUCCACCCCAGUUAUCUCAUCUUCAUCCACCCUGCCAUCGUUGGGCAAUGCCCAGGUCAUUCAGUCUCGCAAUGUGUCAGCACCACAACAGCAAAUUCAACCACAGCAGGUAAUGGCUACUGGAGGACAGAAUCUUCCUGUAUUUGUUAUACAACAGGUCUGUCAGUCAGAUCCUACACAACAAGGCAACUUCCCUGUAUUUGUACAAGAGCCGCAACAAAAGUCUACAGAAACUCGCAUGAUAAAAACUCUUUUGGCUAAAAAGCUACGACACAACCAGUCGGGGCCAGUGCCCAUAUGUCCAAAGAUGGACCCCAGUAACCCGAUGCAGCUGCUGACCUUCACAACCCAGCAGAGCAAUGUUAUUCAGGAGCAGCUGCAGCAUCCCUACAUGAUGAGCAGUCAAGGAACCACUACUGUUCUGCCACAGUUUGACCAGCUUGGUCAGCUACAAGGCCAGGUACAGGUCAGCGUGGACAGUCCGCAGUCCAACCAGUCUCAGUCAUCACCCUCCUCUGGAAGCAUGUGUAUUGUCCAGUCUAGUCAGAUGGGAAUCAGUAACCCUACCUCCCAACAACAGGUGGUCACUUCCCAUCAAUCACGGCCAGUGAAAUCAGAUCGUACAGCAAAGAAGAAUGGCAAUAGCCCAAGUUGCACACAAUCACCUAGUACAAAUUCAUCUCGAUCAUCCUCACCAAAGAAUUUCUCCCCCAAACCGCAAGUCACACCAUCCCUUGGCCAGGCUCUGCCCUCCUCCAACCCAGAGUCUCCUCAUCCCAUGGAUGGGGACCUGGAGGUGUGUGGGGAAGUUGAACGCGCCAAGGAUGUGGUCACUGUUGGACAGGAGGCCAUGAUAGAACGUAUUGAAAACAAGUGUCUCGACCGCAUCAAGAGCAUGCAUAAAACAGUAACCACAACCCCUCAACCGUCCAUCCAACAUGCCCACAUGGAAUCUGGCCCCAUGAUAGUCCCUAAUACUGCUGUCAACACUAAUUCAGUGUCCAGUAGCAAUGACCAGGUACUGGAUACAGGUCAAAGAAGGAAUAAUAUGCUUAGUGACACAGGUCAAAUCAUUUCCAGUGUCCAAAGUCAGGACCAAGUUGUGAACCCACCUACAUUGAAUGCCAGUGAAUGUAGUGGUAACCCGAUCUCGGCCAUGGUUUUGCCUGCUGGGCCAGAAUCUACCAUGGCUUCUGCUACAGUAGAAAAUCAAAUUCGUGAACAAACUUUAUUUCAUCAGAACCACAAUGUGCUGCAAGAACCACAGAACAAUUUCUCGGGCAUUUUACAGAGUGAGAAACUGAAUGGUGAUAUUGGAGAUUCAGAGGAUAGUAUGUCAUCUGACAUUAACAAUACUAACAACAACCACACAACAGAGGGAAACCUAGACAGAACUACUGCAAUCUCAUCUAUUGCCAAAGACUGCACUAGUGAAGAUGAUAAUGUGUCACAGCUGGAGAGUGUGUCAGACAUGUCAGAAACAGCUAGGGCAGCUUUAAACCUAGAGGCAAGCUACAAUGACAUGGAGGUGAACAGCAUUGAUGAUUGUGUAGGAGAAGGAGUGGAGGACAACUUCCUCUGUGAUGAGGAGGCAAUAGAGAAAUACAAUAAUAUGGAUGACCAUUCAGAACAGAUCUUGGAGAAUGGAGGUAGAGAAUCUCUUCUGGAGAGAGAGGAUGGUAUCCUCACUCACCCUCCUCAAAAUGAGGACAGUAAUCUGAAAGACCUUCCUUCGAAGGAGGAAAGUGUGGUAAAGGACAAAGUUGUGGAGGAAGUGUCAGCUGUGAAUGGUAUCCCAGAAUAUCAGGAGGAAAUCAUCCCUUCUCCAACUCCUGAACCUGUUCUUACUAAUGGUCUGGAUUCUGAAGACAGUUGCUCUGGCAUCAAAGAGGACAUUCAGAGCUCUGUAGAGCUAAAGGAAUGCAUGAACAAACUUAGUGAAAAAGUCAUGCCAAAAAUGAAUGGCAUUAUGGUGAAUCAUGUUACCAAUGGUGAGGUGGACCCGUAUGAAGGCCACAGUAAUGGCAUUGAUUAUGAGCUGAGCAAUGAUGGGUUAAUGGGUAUCGGACAAGAGAACGGACAAAUGGAAGAGUCAGCGGACAAUGAGGAUGUGAAGCAUGUUGUCAUUCAUACAGGUGAAGGUGACCAUGUGGUCAUCAACUCACAAGGUUGUUUAGAAAUCAAUGGUAAAGUAACCAAUGUAGAAAAUCUACCAACGACAACUGUAACAAACUCAACGGAAGAUGAGGACUCGGAGCAAGUCCUGGCUAUAAAGAGCAUCCUUGAAGAGGCUAGUGAAGAGGAAGAGGAUGAGUACAACAACAUUGGUGAACAGACUGCUUGUUUCAAUCUGACAGGGGAAGGGGAGACAAUGGAGACUGGAGAAAAUAGUGCUUCUCGUGAACCAGCAGGGGAUCCUGAUGAAGUUAUCAUAGAAAAUGAAAUGUGUUUGAAACCAUUAGGUCAGUCAGGCCAGUCACAGACCCCUGAUGAAGUUACGGAAGUUCCAAUGGAAGAGACUGCAAAUGACCAAUGUCCGGACCAGAAUCAGGGUACUAAUCCAGUUUUGAUUCUAGAGCAGGACAGCUGUUCCCAGCCAGAAAUUCCCAUGAAUGAGGACUCAACUGACAGUUUACCUGUGUUACCACAGACUAGUGAGGAUAACAAAAUAGACAUUGUGGAGGCUGCUGUGGCCUCAUGUGAUCUGAAGCCCCAGGAUGGUAUGGACGAUAUUCCUUGUGCUAAUACCAUGACUGUGGGUAGUAUUGUACAGGUGAUGCCUAUCAGUAUAGGGGACAUGCCAUUAGGACAGCCACUGUUGGGCCAGCCCAUUAUGGGCCAACCCCUGUUAGGGCAGCCUCUUGUAGGCCAGCCAGCGUUGGCCAGACUGCCCUUUCCUACUAUCAUGGAUAUUAAUGUUGGAAGUAUUUCCAAUGACAAUACAUUUAAGAUCAGCACAAGUGGUGUAAAAGUGGAAACAAGUGGUAACAACAUCAUCUACAGUCGUCCCAGUGGUCAGUUAGACUUGACUGGUGGGCAGUUUGUAGUGUACGAGGAUGACAAGUCUCGAACAUCUUCAGUACAGGUGACAGAUGUGUGCAACUCGCGGCAUGUUCCUACUCCAGAGGCUUCCCGUGACAGUGAACUCAGCUGUGAUAGUGUUGCAUCAUCCCUAACAGACUCCUCCACAGACAAACAUUCCAUGAUCACUGCCGUUCAGGGCAUACAUAUGGCAGUGGCUGCCACCACCAACUCCAUCAAAAGUGCUACCACCCCCAUCCUCGCCUCCACCUCAUCUACACCAACCACAGGCGCCAAAAAAUCCAGUCAUACCUCCCGCUCAAAGUCAGGUGAAAAACGACCUAAGAAACGCAACAGAAAUGCAUCAGGUAGUGCUGAUUCACGGGGGUCAUCUGCUUCAUCCACCACCAACACCAGCCCACCCAGUCCAGAGUUCGUUUGUGAAUGGGCCAACUGUAAACGAUGUUUUGAGAACUCCCGGAGUGUGUUUGCUCAUGUUUGCUCCACACAUCUAGUGAGAGAUGUAGAUGGAGUGUGUCUAUGGGAAGGUUGUGAAAGGCUCCAAAGGAAGAGAUGGUCACUGUACACACACAUACAGGAUCAUCACUGUUCUGACCUUGCAUUAAAGGCAGCUAAGUUGCGGCGACAUCAGGCCCAAAAUGCAGGCACCACCAGCACAAAACCUCACACUGUACCAGCUCUGGUCUACCCGGGGGAUGCCGCUUGGCAAGCCAUACGCCGCUUCACACCUAAACCGCCCUAUCCCGAAUUUGUGGAACAAAGAGAAGGUCCAGUCACCAAACAUAUAAGACUUACCGCAGCUUUAGUACUCAGGAAUCUAGCCCGAUACUCUUCCCUAGGAAGGAGUUUAAUCAAGAAGCAUGAGCGCCACAUCAACUACACGGCAAUGAGUGCCCUGGAAUCCUCCAAUGCUCUAGCCAACUGCCUUUGGGAGACCAUCCAACAGCACUGACACAUGUCUUGUUGUUCACAUCAUUUUCAUCACAGAACAAACAUCCCACAAACUUGCAGCUUAAUGUGUGUUCACCCACACAGUCGUUAGUUGUGUUAGGAUGAUCAGCAGCCAUCCUUCAGUUGUCAUCAGCCAUCCUUAUCUCGCUGUCCAAUGUAUCAAAGCUACCCACUCGCUGCUCACACAUUGCCAGUGAUAAUUUGUUGUGUAUUUGUGUCGUAACUGGCACAACAGACUUCUCAUUGUUCAUAAUGGCUGUAUACAAUGUGUUCAUUUAUGUAUGUCUGUGAGAUACCAGGUGAUCCAGUUAUUAAUUAUUGUAUAAAUGUUUCCAUAUGUUGUCCAUGUGCUGAGAGGAUUAUAUGUUACAGAAAUGAAAGUCCAACAGAGAUAAAUGUAUUUAAUAUAUUGUUAAAACUGGGGAGUAUGAUGAAUCUAUUUUUCUUACGUGUGGCUAGCUUGUAUUAAUUCAUUUUCUUUUUUUUCCGCAUAUUUAAUUAACUUUGUCGUUUAAAGAAAAGAAAAUAUAUGAUUACUAUACUGGAGGGUUCAUUCCUUUGAGCUGUAAAGUUUAAUUUAUGUUUAGAUAUAGUUUCAAUGAAAUAUUUGUUUUGUAGAUGAAACAUUUAAAAUCUCACUUGGUAUCAAAUCUUUAUUUAUGAAGCAAUUACAUUUACAUUUUUUCUCACAAAGUUCAUGUCAUUAAACAUGUAGUACGUUUUUUCAAUUUCACAACCAAAAGA
Ylistrum balloti is the source of this 7224-nucleotide messenger RNA. Its product is annotated as AT-rich interactive domain-containing protein 2-like. The record is from RefSeq and is a predicted model, not a curated record. Gene Ontology annotation, biological process: regulation of DNA-templated transcription. The transcript has 21 exons. Gene Ontology annotation, molecular function: DNA binding. NCBI's taxonomy places the organism in Eukaryota, Metazoa, Mollusca, Bivalvia, Pectinida, Pectinidae. Bases 302 to 6481 code for a protein of 2059 amino acids. Gene Ontology annotation, cellular component: SWI/SNF superfamily-type complex.